GAGAUCGAGUUCCUGCGGAACAACCCCAAGAUCUGGAACGUGCACAGCGUGCUCAACGUGCUGCACUCGCUGGUGGACAAGAGCAACAUCAACAAGCAGCUGGAGGUGUACACCAGCGGAGGAGAUCCUGAGAGUGUCUCAGGGGAGUACGGACGGCACUCUCUGUAUAAGAUGCUGGGGUAUUUCAGUCUGGUUGGGUUGCUGCGGCUGCACUCUCUGCUGGGAGAUUACUACCAGGCCAUCAAAGUGCUGGAGAACAUCGAGCUGAACAAGAAGAGCAUGUACUCUCGGGUCCCUGAGUGUCAGAUCACCACGUAUUACUACGUGGGCUUCGCUUACCUGAUGAUGCGUCGCUACCAGGACUCCAUCCGCAUGUUCUCAAACAUCCUGCUGUACAUCCAGAGAACACGCAACAUGUUCCAGAGGACCACCUACAAAUACGAGAUGAUUAACAAGCAGAAUGAGCAGAUGCACGGCCUGCUCGCCAUCGCCCUGACCAUGUACCCGAUGAGGAUCGACGAGAGCAUCCACACCCAGCUCCGAGAGAAGUACGGAGACAAGAUGCUGAGGAUGCAGAAAGGGGACCCCCAGGUGUUUGAGGAGCUCUUCAGCUUCGCCUGCCCCAAGUUCCUGUCCCCCGUGGUGCCGAACUACGACACGGUGCACCCCAACUACCACAAGGAGCCUUUCCAACAGCAGCUCAAAGUGUUCACUGAGGAGGUGCAGCAGCAAGCCCAGCUCUCCACCAUCCGCAGUUUUCUGAAGCUCUACACCACGAUGCCCGUUGCGAAGCUCGCUGGGUUCCUCGACAUGUCGGAGCAGGAGUUCAGGAUCCAGCUGCUCGUCUUCAAGCACAAGAUGAAGAACCUGGUCUGGACCAGCGGCGUGUCCGCGCUGCACGGGGAGUUCCAGUCUGCCUCCGAGGUGGACUUCUACAUAGACAAGGACAUGAUCCACAUCGCUGACACCAAGGUGGCCCGAAGAUACGGAGACUUCUUCAUACGCCAGAUCCACAAAUUCGAAGAGUUGAACCGGACCUUGAAGAAAAUGCCCACCGCGGGUCCCGCCGUUGCCACCCCCGCUGCCAGGGCUACUUGAGCUCUCCCGGGACAGACCAUUCAUUGCUGGAGAAGAGGGGGGAGACUGGGCUGACCCAUUCUGCUGUGUUCAAGCAGAAGAAACAUGACCAUCGUUUGGUUGAACUGCAAUACAAUGAUAAAUUACUCAUAACUGUCACAUACACUCUCGUUAGCACCGAAUCUAGAAACACAGAAAGAAACCUGAUGAACAGAAAACAGAGAAGCUGAGAGAUACCGAGAAAGAACAUGAUGGUUGAAACGUUUGUCUUUGAUUUCAUUAAAAGUUUAUUUUAUUGUUUCUAUUGGGUGGGGACUGAAUGCUUUUUUUUUGGGGGGGGGGCCCAGUUU
Molecule: messenger RNA, 1427 nt
Organism: Acipenser ruthenus (sterlet)
Lineage: Eukaryota; Metazoa; Chordata; Actinopteri; Acipenseriformes; Acipenseridae
Product: eukaryotic translation initiation factor 3 subunit L-like
Biological process (GO): translational initiation
Cellular component (GO): eukaryotic translation initiation factor 3 complex; cytoplasm
Molecular function (GO): translation initiation factor activity; protein binding
Source: RefSeq, a predicted model, not a curated record